AUGCCGCCUUCUUCCCCAUCCCGGAUUCCGCUGUCGACCCCCUUGAGCCAGUUCAACCAGGUCUUCUACCUCAUCGCCCAGGUGGCGCACGAGGAGGACGCCAAAGAACACAGGUUUUUUGAGAAUGCCACCCAGGCGAUAUCUGAAAUUAUGAACUCUCGGGGAUUUUCUACAUUUUUCUUUUCUGAGCAGAGACUGGUUGGUGUGAGGAAGACGGACCACAUGACUAGUUACUCUGUUGCUAAUGUUGGAUUGAUGCGUGUUGAUGUUGGGUACAUGGAAAGGAUGUCAUUCUAUCUUGUGGCUUGGAGUUUUCUCACACGUGAGAAGAAUAUGAUGUUAGAUUGGGAGAGCAUUAUAGUUAGCCUUCUAUGUACUUCGACAUAA
Messenger RNA from Striga asiatica, 387 nucleotides. Lineage: Eukaryota; Viridiplantae; Streptophyta; Magnoliopsida; Lamiales; Orobanchaceae. The record is from the annotation of a GenBank genome assembly.